Arabis nemorensis is the source of this 951-nucleotide messenger RNA. NCBI's taxonomy places the organism in Eukaryota, Viridiplantae, Streptophyta, Magnoliopsida, Brassicales, Brassicaceae. The record is from the annotation of a GenBank genome assembly.
AUGUCAUUCGACGUUCGAGCUUGUCUCGUCAUCUCACUCGCUUCAGUUUUCGACAGGGACAUGAACAAGUACCGACAAGUCCUAUACAAAGGCCAUUUGUCCGAGAUAAUCGUACCUUACAUGGAUCCAAGUGAAGACUGGUACUACAGAACUUACCUAGACUGCGGUGAAUUUGGCUGCAGCCAAUCGGCAGUGUCCCUUGAACCGUACACCGAUUGUCCCGCAGGUGCCGUCUUCAUUGAAGGCAUAUUUGCGGGCCAAUACGGAACUCCUACAAAAAUACCAAAUGUUAUGUGUACUUUCGAAAAAUAUGCUGGAGACAUUUUGUGGAGACAUACCGAAACUACAACUAUCACAGAGGUUAGACCGGAAGUUAGUCUUGUAGCUCGGAUGGUUGGCUUAACCGGUGUACUAGAAGUUAAACCGGUAGAAUAUGUCCACACAUCAGAGAUCAAAGAUAAAGAAGACAUACAUGGAACGAUUGUUGCGGACAAUACCGUUGGUGUUAACCACGACCAUUUUGUGACAUUCCGUCUUGAUCUUGACAUCGACGGUACAAAUAAUUCAUUUGUUCGUAACGAACUCGUGACCAAGAGGACUCCAAAAUCCGUUAACACACCGAGAAAAAGCUAUUGGACGACGAGGCCAAAGACGGCCAAAACCGAGGCGGAUGCUCGGGUGAAACUAGGGGUGGUUAACCCGAACCGGAAAACAAAACAUGGCAAUGAGGUUGGAUACUUGUUACUUCCUGGAUCGACAUCAGGCCCAUUAUUGGCCCAAUAUGAUCACCCGCAGAUUCGGGCUGCAUUCACAAACUAUAACGUGUGGAUCACGCGGUAUAACAAGUCGGAGGUUUGGGCUAGUGGUUUGUACGCAGACCGGAGCCGAGGCGACGACACUUUAGCCGUCUGGUCUCAAAGGCUUUGUCGAAUGGGAAACCAACAGUGGUAG